This is a messenger RNA of Scheffersomyces coipomensis, 1705 nucleotides long. It is a transcript of the gene ZPR1, whose product is annotated as zinc finger-containing protein. The record is from RefSeq and is a predicted model, not a curated record. Lineage: Eukaryota; Fungi; Ascomycota; Pichiomycetes; Serinales; Debaryomycetaceae. Gene Ontology annotation, cellular component: cytoplasm; nucleus. The transcript has a single exon. Gene Ontology annotation, molecular function: zinc ion binding. Bases 18 to 1613 code for a protein of 531 amino acids.
CCUUUUACAAUAGUGACAUGAGUCAUAGUAGUGAUCAUAUCAAUACCAUAGACGAUACUCAUAUAGAAAAGAAACCUAAAUUAAAUUCAAGUAUCACCACUAUGUCAGCUGAAGAAGAACAACCUAAGACUUCAACUCCUGAUUUAUUCGCUACCAUUGGUGAUCAAGCUCAAGAUGUUGAUGAUGAAGGACAUGGUGAAAGUCAUGAUCCAAAUGAAGUCAAACAGACCGGAGCUUACGAUGCUGAAGGCCACCCUGUUCAAGAGAUUGAAUCUCUUUGUAUGAAUUGUCAUGAAAAUGGUACUACUCGUUUAUUAUUAACUAAAAUUCCAUAUUUUAGAGAAAUCAUUAUAAUGUCCUUUGAAUGCCCUCAUUGUGGAUUGAAAAACAGUGAAAUUCAAGCUGCUGCUCAAAUUGCUGAAAAAGGAGCUAGAUAUGUUUUAAAAAUUGAAAAUAAAGAAGAUUUUAAUCGUCAAGUUGUUAAAUCUGAAACUGCCAUGGUUAGAUUUGCUGAAUUAGAUAUUGAAAUUCCACCACAAAGAGGUCAAUUAACUAAUGUAGAAGGGAUUUUAGAAGAUAUGAUUGAAGAUUUAGAAUCAGAUCAAGAUCUGAGAAAAACUAUGCAACCGGAAAUUUAUCAAAAAAUUAAUGAUAUUAUCAUUAGAAUAAGAUCAUUUAUUGAAUGUCAACCAAACACUAUACCAUUAACUUUCACUAUUGAUGAUCCUGCUGGAAAUUCUUGGAUAGAAUAUAAACCAGGUGAACCUCAACAUAAGUGGGCAACAUACGAAUACACAAGAACAGCAGAACAGAAUGUCUUUCUUGGUUUGAUAUCGGCUGAUGAUGCAUUUAAACUUCAACAAGAUGAAGCUGAAGCUAAGAAACAAGCUACUUCUCAUAAUGUGUCAUCAUCAUUGGCUAAUACUCAAAAAGAUGAAUUAUCAUCAACUGAUCAUAAUCCAAUUUCAACUGGUUUCAUUUCUGAUUUAACUGAUAUUGAAAAUUUCGAAAAUGAAGUUCAAACUUUCUCAGCUACUUGUUCAUCAUGUUUCAAACCUUGUGAAACUCAUAUGAAAACAGUUAAUAUUCCUCAUUUCAAAGAUGUCAUUAUCAUGUCUACUGUAUGUGAUUUCUGUGGUUAUAAAUCAAAUGAAGUUAAAACUGGUGGUGCUAUACCUCCAAUGGGAAAGAAAAUCUCAUUAAAAGUUACUGAUCCUGAAGAUUUAGCUAGAGAUAUCUUAAAGAGUGAAACUUGUGGAUUGAAUAUUCCUGAAUUGAAUUUAGAUUUAACCCCAGGUACUUUAGGUGGUAGAUUCACUACUAUUGAAGGUUUAUUAGCUCAAGUUGCUGAAGAAUUACAUUCAAGAGUAUUCACUCAAUCUUCUGAUUCAAUGGAUUCAGAAACAAAAGGUAGAUGGACUACAUUCUUUGCUAAAUUACAUGAUGCAAAAGAUGGUAAAAUUCCAUUCACCAUUUAUAUGAUUGAUCCUUUGGGUUCUUCAUAUAUUCAAAAUGUUUAUGCUCCAGAUAAUGAUCCAAAUAUGACUGUUGAAGAAUUUGAAAGAUCUUAUGAACAAAAUGAAGAAUUAGGUUUAAAUGAUAUGGAUGCUUAAACUCCUUUAUUCGUCAUUACAUUAAAACAUUACGUGCCUGUAUAAUAGAAGUAUAGAUAUAAAAUCGAUUUAAUAAAUAGAUAAACAUUAAU